AGGUAGCCCAACUGCUCAUCUUCCCAUAGUAAAGAUGGCGGCACCUCCAAUGUAAACCACACGUAAUACCACUUCCGCAUUUCUCUUACGCCCUCGUCCAAGAUGGCGGACGAGGCUACCCGGCGUGUCGUGUCGGAGAUCCCGGUGCUGAAGACUAACGCCGGACCUCGAGAUCGGGAGUUGUGGGUGCAGCGACUCAAGGAGGAAUAUCAGUCUCUUAUCCGGUAUGUGGAAAACAACAAGAAUGCGGACAAUGAUUGGUUCCGACUGGAGUCCAACAAGGAAGGGACUCGGUGGUUUGGAAAAUGCUGGUACAUCCAUGACCUCCUCAAAUAUGAGUUUGACAUCGAGUUUGACAUUCCUAUCACAUAUCCCACUACUGCUCCAGAAAUUGCUGUCCCUGAACUGGAUGGAAAAACAGCAAAGAUGUACAGGGGUGGCAAAAUAUGCCUGACAGAUCACUUUAAGCCUUUGUGGGCCAGGAACGUGCCCAAGUUUGGACUAGCUCAUCUCAUGGCUCUGGGGCUGGGUCCAUGGCUGGCAGUGGAAAUCCCGGAUCUGAUUCAGAAGGGUGUGAUUCAGCAUAAAGAGAAAUGCAACCAAUGAAGGAUCAAGCCACUGAGGCAGGACAGAGGGACCUUUGAUUGGCUACGUUCCUGUUUUCCUGUGCAUUACUCUUCUUGCUCAUCUAGCUGCUUCCCCCCACACCCAUUCACUCGUAAUUGUUAUGAAGUGGCUGCAGCAGGCAGUGCUGGGAAAAAAAACCCAACAGUGUUCCUACUGAAUUUCUAAGUUUGGCUACACAGGGAGUAGAAGGACUGGGACUUUGGAAAACCAAAAGGCAAUUUAUAUCCCUUUCCCAGGUGGAACAAUGUGAGAUCCUGGAGGGACAGGGGAUGACUGAAAGUGGGUACAUAGUCUUUUUGGUUUCUGAAGAUAACUCAUCAAUAAAAGCUGCUUCCUCUGGUG
Diceros bicornis minor is the source of this 969-nucleotide messenger RNA. It is a transcript of the gene UFC1, whose product is annotated as ubiquitin-fold modifier conjugating enzyme 1. Gene Ontology annotation, cellular component: cytoplasm. Lineage: Eukaryota; Metazoa; Chordata; Mammalia; Perissodactyla; Rhinocerotidae. The coding region runs from base 103 to 606 and encodes 167 amino acids. The transcript has 6 exons. Gene Ontology annotation, biological process: protein K69-linked ufmylation. The record is from RefSeq and is a predicted model, not a curated record. Gene Ontology annotation, molecular function: UFM1 conjugating enzyme activity.